UUGAUCGUGACGGGGCCCAACAUGGGCGGCAAGUCGUGCUACACUCGUACGGCAGCACUUCUGGUGGUUAUGGCGCAGGUGGGCAGUUACGUCCCCGCGACCUCCCUGGAGAUGACCGCGUUCGACGGCGUGUACACCCGCAUGGGGGCCUCGGACAACAUACUGAUGGGCAGGAGUACGUUUUUCGAGGAGAUGUCUGACACAGCAGCGCUGCUAGCCGCUGCAACGCCGCGAAGCCUUGUCGUACUGGACGAGCUGGGUCGUGGUACGGCUACCCACGAUGGCGUGGCGGUAGCGGAGGCGGUCCUGCACCACUUGCUGUCAGUUACGUCGUGUUUGGUUCUGUUCGUGACGCAUUACCCGCAGCUAGCCGAAACGGCUGUGGGAAGGUGGCCCCGGGCUGUACGGGCGUGCCAUAUGGCAUAUGUACGGCAGGACGAGCAGAGCGAGGAGGGGAAGGAGGUGGGGGCGCGGGCGCCUCCUCGCAUCACCUUCCUUUACAAGCUGCGAGAUUGCGCCGCAGAUGAGAGUUUCGGGCUCAACGUGGCUCAGGUG
This is a messenger RNA of Volvox carteri f. nagariensis, 555 nucleotides long. RefSeq lists its product as uncharacterized. The record is from RefSeq and is a predicted model, not a curated record. Gene Ontology annotation, cellular component: nucleus. Lineage: Eukaryota; Viridiplantae; Chlorophyta; Chlorophyceae; Chlamydomonadales; Volvocaceae. Gene Ontology annotation, molecular function: ATP-dependent DNA damage sensor activity; mismatched DNA binding; ATP binding. The annotation marks the transcript as partial. Gene Ontology annotation, biological process: mismatch repair. The transcript is spliced from 4 exons.